UGUGAGAACCUGAGGUCCCAGAUGGAUUUCUAGGGCCCCCCAAUUUAAGGGGAAGUUUUGGAGAAAUUGCUGCGCCCCGACAGAAAAAACUGGAGACCAGUUACAUCAGGCCAGGCCGGCAACUGAAGCAGAGAGAAACACGGAGACUCCAGGGAGAGACGGCAGGAAUGGGGCUGAGCAAUCCAAGGGAAUGGUCCUCCAAAAUCCUAGACACACAUCUCCCCCAACCACCACCACCCCCAUCUCUGACCUGCUCUGCUUCAUCCUAAGAGCAGCUUUUUGAGAUGUAGACUGGACGACAAGGAACGUUUUUCAUUCAACAAAUGCUCAACCAAGAUCACUCCAUGGAUGAAAUGACAGCCGUGGUGAAGAUUGAAAAAGGAGUUGGUGGCAAUAAUGGGGGCAAUGGUAAUGGUGGUGGUGCCUUUUCUCAGGCGCGAAGCAGCAGCACAGGCAGUAGUAGCAGCAGUGGAGGAGGAGGAGGACAGGAAUCCCAGCCAUCCCCUUUGGCUCUGCUGGCAGCAACUUGCAGCAGAAUUGAGUCACCCAAUGAAAACAGCAACAACUCCCAGGGCCCAAGCCAGUCAGGGGGCACAGGUGAGCUUGACCUCACAGCUACACAACUUUCACAGGGUGCCAAUGGCUGGCAGAUCAUCUCUUCCUCCUCUGGGGCUACCCCUACCUCAAAGGAACAGAGCGGCAGCAGUACCAAUGGCAGCAAUGGCAGUGAGUCUUCCAAGAAUCGCACGGUUUCCGGUGGGCAAUAUGUUGUGGCUGCCACCUCCAACUUACAGAACCAGCAAGUCCUGACAGGACUACCUGGAGUGAUGUCUAAUAUUCAGUAUCAAGUAAUCCCACAGUUCCAGACCGUUGAUGGGCAACAGCUGCAGUUUGCUGCCUCUGGGGCCCAAGUGCAGCAGGAUGGUUCUGGUCAAAUACAGAUCAUACCAGGUGCAAACCAACAGAUCAUCACAAAUCGAGGGAGUGGAGGCAACAUCAUUGCUGCUAUGCCAAACUUGCUGCAGCAGGCUGUCCCCCUCCAAGGCCUGGCUAAUAAUGUGCUCUCAGGACAGACUCAGUAUGUGACCAAUGUACCAGUGGCCCUGAAUGGGAAUAUCACCUUGCUACCUGUUAACAGCGUUUCUGCAGCUACCUUGACUCCUAGCUCCCAAGCAGUCACCAUCAGCAGCUCUGGAUCCCAGGAGAGCGGUUCACAGCCAGUCACCUCAGGGACAGGGACUGCCAUCAGUUCUGCCAGUUUGGUAUCAUCACAAGCCAGUUCUAGCUCUUUUUUCACCAAUGCCAAUAGCUACUCAACAACUACUACCACCAGCAACAUGGGAAUUAUGAACUUUACCACCAGCGGAUCAACAGGGACCAACUCUCAAGGCCAGACACCCCAGAGGGUCAGUGGGUUACAGGGGUCUGAGGCUCUGAACAUCCAGCAGAACCAGGCAUCUGGAGGCACACUGCAGGCAAGUCAGCAAAAAGAGGGAGAGCAAAACCAGCAGACACAGCAACAACAGAUUCUCAUCCAGCCUCAACUGGUUCAAGGGGGACAAGCCCUCCAGGCCCUUCAGGCAGCACCGUUGUCAGGGCAGACCUUUACAACUCAAGCGAUCUCCCAGGAGCCCCUCCAGAACCUCCAGCUUCAGGCUGUUUCAAACUCUGGCCCCAUCAUCAUCCGGACACCAACUGUGGGGCCCAAUGGACAGGUCAGUUGGCAGACUCUUCAGCUGCAGAACCUCCAAGUUCAGAACCCACAGGCCCAGACAAUCACCUUGGCCCCAUUGCAGGGUGUUUCGUUGGGGCAGACCAGUAGCAGCAAUACCACCCUUACACCUAUUGCCUCAGCUGCCUCCAUCCCUGCUGGCACAGUCACUGUGAAUGCUGCUCAACUCUCCUCCAUGCCUGGCCUCCAGACCAUUAACCUCAGCGCGUUGGGUGCUUCAGGAAUCCAGGUGCACCAGCUUCCAAGCCUGCCAUUGGCUAUAGCAAAUGCCCCAGGUGAUCAUGGAGCUCAGCUUGGCAUCCAUGGGCCUGGUGGUGAUGGAAUACAUGACGACACAGCAGGUGGAGAGGAAGGAGAGAACAGCCCAGACCCUCAACCCCAAGCUGGUCGGAGAAACCGGCGAGAAGCAUGCACCUGCCCUUAUUGUAAGGACAGUGAAGGAAGGGGCUCUGGGGAUCCUGGUAAAAAGAAACAGCACAUCUGUCACAUCCAAGGCUGUGGCAAAGUAUAUGGCAAGACCUCACACUUACGGGCACACUUGCGCUGGCAUACAGGCGAGAGACCAUUUAUGUGUACUUGGUCAUAUUGUGGGAAACGUUUCACACGUUCGGAUGAGCUACAGAGGCACAAACGCACACACACAGGUGAGAAGAAAUUUGCCUGCCCUGAGUGUCCCAAGCGCUUCAUGAGGAGUGAUCACCUGUCAAAGCAUAUCAAGACCCAUCAGAAUAAGAAGGGAGGCCCAGGUGUAGCCCUGAGUGUGGGCACUUUGCCCCUGGACAGUGGGGCAGGUUCAGAAGGCAGCGGCACUGCCACCCCUUCAGCUCUGAUUACCACCAAUAUGGUAGCAAUGGAGGCCAUCUGUCCAGAGGGUAUUGCCCGUCUUGCCAACAGUGGCAUCAACGUCAUGCAGGUGGCGGAUCUGCAGUCCAUUAAUAUCAGUGGCAAUGGCUUCUGAAGUCAGGCACCCAGGGCCAGAGACAUAUGGGCCAUACCCAUCACCCCUGGGAUGCAAAGUAGCAUGGGUCCAAGAGACAUGUGGGAGAGAGAGCCAUGAGGCAUUAAAAUGCAUGGUGGUGGGAAUUGUUGGGGGGAGGAUACAAGAGAAGAGAUGGGGUCCUGGCACUCACCUAUAUAUCAUCAGUACUACCUUGAAGUGGGAAACAUUAGUGACAAUUCUGUUGGUGCCACUCUUUGAGCAUUUGUUUGACCCCCCCAAACAGUUUCUUCUUACACUUCUUGUCUCAGCUUCUCCUUCCUGCAUUUCCCUUCUCAGCUCCCCCAUGAUGGAUCCUCCCCCUUUUCCUAAAGCCAUCAUGCCUUGAUAAAUAUAUAUGAUCAUUGAAAUACUUUUUAACAAAAAACAGAUUCUAUAUUAUAUAUAUAUAAAUAUAUAUAUAUAAAAGAUAUAUAGAGAUGCAUUCACCAGGGGUUGACUGGGAGGAGGAAAGAGACCAUUCUGUGACCAAAAAACCUUGGUCAUUUUUUAUAUUGCCUUAUUUCCCCAUGGCUGAGCCUUGUUGUAACACAUCAAGCUUUUCCAUAGAUGUUGUCUUGGCUUCCCACCAGAUUAAGCAUUCAUAUGCUUUGCUUUUAGUUUAUAUAUACAUGCAUAAUGGUUUUCCUCUUAAUUUUGUCUUUAUUUGGGAUCAGCUUCUUGCACUCCUUUCCUGACUCAACCCUUUUUUGUCUCCUCUCACCUGAUCACUUUAUGUUCUGUUUUUGGUAGUGAUCCCUGGAUGAGGCACUUCUGUCACUCUCUUUUGAAGUCUUUCGUCCCAGUAGCAGAAUGGAAAAAGCUUUGAGACCCAAGCUGAUGCUCGGGGUAGCUGUGGAGAGAGUGUUCAAAAUACUACUGACGCAGGCACCCUCUUGGCGCUGGAGAGUCUUUUCAUUAGCUGCUCUAAGCAUCAAAAAUCAGAAAUCUUUCUAUGGAAUUGUAUGAGAGACCCUUUGAAGAUUAUAAUCUGGACUAAACUGUCAAAAGAUGGUCAAAUAAUAGGUCGGGGUUAUCAGUAGGAAAACAAUGUGCUCAGAAGCAGAAGUGACUCUUAGUAGUCCGGUUCAGGAGUCAGUGGAAUAUUUGGAUUUUUUGCACAACAUCUUCCUAGGUAGCUCUAAGCUCUGAUGUGUGGGCUUCUGAGUUCACAGUCUGAAAGGAAAUAUAUUACCUCUUUUGAAUAUCCCAGUAGUUUCUUUCCCAUUAUGUUCUUAAGGAGCAUCAGCCAAUGAAUCUGUUCGGGGUUUCCAUUCUGCAGAACUCCAGAGCACCUGCUAGUGGCAAGGCAGUGGUUCUUUGAGCUUUUCCCUUAACUCUUCUUUGGGUGGAUUCUAAGGGAAAAGAAAGCACACAAUCAUGGGAAUAAUAGCCCAGAACAAGCAGAAAUCUUGUCUUACCACUGUGGUUUAUAGGAGAGAUCAGGAGAAAACGUUCUACUUUCUCCAUGGCCUGAUUCCUGAAGAGACUGUUCCAAAAAUUAUAGCGGCAGGGAACUCUUAGUGCAUUUGGCACCGAGAUUUAAAUACAACCAGAGUUGUCCUCAAGGCCCAGCCAUUAAAAUAUUGACUCUCUUGACCUGAUAUCUUGUCAGAGAGCUUUUCACUGUGAGGAAGUGUGGGUGUAUGUAAUCUGUUAGGUUGGGGAUAGGUUUUUCUGUUAGCCAAUACUAAAGGAGACCUGCAAUAAAAAAUUACCCUGAUCUGAUAGAAAGUGAAGUGUUUAUGUAUGACUGUGUGUGUGUGUUUGUGCCUGUAUAUACUUACACACAGAUGAGAAAUUAUAUUUGAAAUUGUUAGAGAAUAAAUCAGAUCAAAAUGCCUUUCAGGCCCGUUACCUAGAAAAAUACCUUGAAACCUGGGUGUGUUUCUGAGGUCAUUUCUUUGCCUCUGCUAAAAUUAAUUACAAUUAUGAAUGGGGGGAUAUUCUACACCUUUAAAAGAAGAAACUAUUUUUGUGUUUGAACAUGAAACCAUUAUCCAGCUCUAUAGCGGGGUCCUAUUUCCUUUCUUAUGUCUUUUUUAUCGUGACUACAAAUAGAUGAUGCUAUGAUUCUGUAUAUUUUAUAUAAAAUCUGUCCAAAUUAGGGUUUAGGUGAGUUUGUGUUGUUACUUAACCUGAAAUAUAGUAACUGUUCAUAUUCUAAAUAGUGGUUCACUCUCUUUGGUCCUUUCUCUGCAGACGUAUUACUGUUUUUAAUGCUCAGGAACUAUUGCAAAGAAUUUUCCCCAGAUCAAAUUUUGUUAAUAUUGAAGUGAGAGUCAUCCAUGUCCAGCCACUGACCACAGCCUUUAGUCCCACUGAAGGGCAGAACUCAAAACUUGCUACUUUAUGUCCAUAAUCAUGUACAUAGGCAUCUUUUGGAGGAAAGGGACACAAUAACUCACUGAAGUGUGCAGUAUUUGGCUAGAACAUUUCAAGGAAUGGAAUCUUCUCCAAUAUGAAAUCAUUAGAUACAAACUACCUUGAUGCUGAGGACUAGAGGCUUUUAGGUGAUUUGAUGCUGUUUCUCUGGGAUGGAUACUAGUUUACCCUGAACUCCCUUCAUUAAUGCAUUACUAUGAGUGAAUUUUUAUCCAGUCCUUUCCAUUUGUCCUAUAUCUUUCUCAUUGUUGAAACUUCAAAUCCAGUAUCUUGUUUGACCCCCAAACUGAGCAACUGCUGCUUUUGUCUCCAAACAGCAGUAUGCCACUCCAGUCUUCUUCACAGGAAAGUAGGAGCCUACAUUCCUUGAGUCAGGAGCUUAUGGCUGAAAAUCCCUUUCCCUGAACUUUGGGCCAGCAGAAAUUAAUGUAACUGACAGGCAUAUUGAUCUAACAUUAUUUUCAUGAGUUGCUUUUUUAUUUAAUUAAAAAAAUUUUUCUUUAAACCUUGCAAGGCAGGGAAUGCCCAGAGAAAUGGUAAUAGUAAAGCACUCAUUCCCUGUACUUUUAGGUUGCCCCUUCACUUUCGUCUGUUUGUCAUUUGACUGUCUCACUUUUCACCCAGAGCAAUAACAACCCAUGCCAUCUUCCUUCAGGGACUUCCCAGCUGGCGCUCUCCUUGUGGGUGCCAUACCGAAAACAAAUUAAUAGAUAUUUCUCAGCUUGGUUCAGAAUAAUUAGAACCCUUGAUCCCAAAAAACUAUAGAUUGAAAUGUGGGAUAAAGAUUAUGAUUGGGGGAGGGUUAGAGACAAAAGCUGUAAAUUACUAUGGCUGAUUGAUUUAUUUCUACUAUAUACAUAUAUAUAUAUUUUUUGCUUUUGUAUAUCCUAUAUAGGAAACUAAGCAUUGUAUUUUUUUAACAAAUCUGAGAAAGCACUAUGAACUGCAGAUAUUUGACUUUCAGAAUAUAUUUUGUAUUGUUAAUAGCUUCACUUUGUGUGAAUACUGGAAGCUGCAGAUCUUUGCUAGAAUGCGGUAAAUUUAUACUCUUUUUGAGGGGUUCUGGGGUAUUAAUCAGGCCCCUGUUAUGCUUUGGGGAAGCCCUGGUGCUACUUACUUUCAUUCAAUUGUAAAUACCCUGAUGCCUUUUGGACCUUGGAAUCAGAUCAAAUGAGUUCUGGAGAUCCAGGUACCAAGGAAAUGAUAGUCUAGCUGCCUCCAGUGAGUAGCCACCUGAGUAGCUCUCCUGCCCCCCCUGCACCCCCCCCCCCAUUCAAAGUUGGGUAGCCUCUUGGGAUUGGGAGGAGAAAUGUGAAAUCUCAGAGUUUCAUCUCCCUUAGAAGAGAGCCAGUAACUUUUGUGCUAGGAUGAAAGGUGGCAGCAGUAGUUCUGGUAAAGGGAGGCGGAUAUGGCACUUCUCCAAGCCCGGAAAACAGUGCUUUUGAAAACUGCUGAUAAAAUAUGGGCAGGUUAUUACUUUUUGUUGGGAGCCUGUGCUCUCUCCGGUGCCUCUCUUGGCCCUGCUCCUAGGGUACAGACCUAGGAGAGUGAGCAGACCAGCUUUGAGGUUGACUUGUUUUUCUUUGUCUGCCUUCCCUAAACACCAUCCCCCAGGAGGACAUUAAGCAGCUUUAAGAUUAAAUUCCUACUCCCUCUUCCAGAUUUGGCUCACUUGCCUUAGAUUGAAGGCUGGUAAAGGAUAAAAGGGGAAUCCUGUACUUCAUUCCUCCCCCUGGGUCUUCUCCAGUCUGACUUCCCCAGACCCAAAAAGAUUUCCUCCACGACUUUCAUUUGACAGAAAUCAGUAUGUUUUCCCCUUUCCUCGUUAUCAAACAACCCCCGCCAGCCUCAUCUCUGCUAAGCCAGAAGAGGGCCUUCAGUUACCUUUAGUAACAGAAAAAUACGUAACAAACGGGGUUAAACUGAGGCUGCAGGUAAGACUUUGUAGAUACCUCUCCUGGGGUGGGGGGCAGGGGUGUCCCUCUUUCUUCAGGAAUUAUACUGUGCCUUCUCUGCAGGGAAUGGGCUUGUCUACCCAGCCCUCUACUUUCCCAGCAACUGCUCUUAGACAGUAUAGACAAGGGCAGGUCUUCAUAUUUCUGAUCACCCCUCUCUCCCGGCAGCAUCCCAUAGCCCUCAUCUUGGUCUGGGCACAAAGACUUCAGGUAAAGAUGGGGGAAUUAUGCUGAGAUUGACCUGAGGAGACCCCUUCCAUGCACAUCAAUGGCAGCUGCCCCAGGGCCUGCUUCCUCUUCCCCAGCAGUCAUCUUCUGAGGGGGAGGCGCAGAGCUCCACUCUGGUGCCUAAAACAAGUUUAUUUCUCAGCUGGCAAUAACCAGUCUCCUUACCACUGAUGCCUUUUUAAAUUUCUUAAUAAUCCCAUGCUGUGCUACACAUUGUUGGUACCAAUCGGAUUAUCACCAGGGCUAUGUGGGGGAUACUUUCACGCUUUCUCAUCUUUCUUGCUCCCCCACCCCCUUGAUCUUGUGUAUGUAUGAUGCUAAUCUGCCUUGAAGUCACUCAUUACCAAUUACCUUCCUUUCUUGUCUCCCCAUACCUUUUGUCUCUGGUGUUUUGGGGCUUUUUUUUUUUUUUGGCCUUUUUGUACAAAGAUUAGUUUCAAUGUAGUCUGUAGCUCCUUUGUAAACCAAUUAAAAAAGUUUUUUUUAAUAAAAUGC
This is a messenger RNA of Talpa occidentalis (Iberian mole), 7771 nucleotides long. RefSeq names its product Sp1 transcription factor (gene SP1). The coding region runs from base 324 to 2690 and encodes 788 amino acids. The transcript has 7 exons. Gene Ontology annotation, biological process: regulation of transcription by RNA polymerase II. The record is from RefSeq and is a predicted model, not a curated record. Gene Ontology annotation, molecular function: RNA polymerase II cis-regulatory region sequence-specific DNA binding; DNA-binding transcription factor activity, RNA polymerase II-specific. NCBI's taxonomy places the organism in Eukaryota, Metazoa, Chordata, Mammalia, Eulipotyphla, Talpidae.